Molecule: messenger RNA, 4717 nt
Organism: Xyrauchen texanus (razorback sucker)
Lineage: Eukaryota; Metazoa; Chordata; Actinopteri; Cypriniformes; Catostomidae
Product: phosphatase and actin regulator 4B-like
Exons: 14
Coding region: 577-3177 (866 amino acids)
Biological process (GO): actin cytoskeleton organization; neural crest cell migration
Molecular function (GO): actin binding
Source: RefSeq, a predicted model, not a curated record
CUCAACAUGGAUUGCUCUUCAGAUACAACUCCCUCCCUGCACUCUAAGUGACAUCUUUAGCUUCACAUCGUAUCAUUUGGAUCGCUGUCUUCUGGAUCUGUUUCCUUCUACUUCACUUAUCUCUGAGCUGUUAGUGAUGCCUAAUCCAUGAAGGGCUAAUAUCAUGACUCACGCUCAUGCUCAAGUUUAAGACAGCUGGACAAUAUCUGUGCAAUAUCUUGUUUGUGGCAGUGGACGUGUCAAUGAGUGAGAAUCUAGGACUUCUCUAAAGAGUACUUUCAGGGUCAUGGAUGUCUAGUCGACUGCUGGUGUUUCUCAGCUCUCUAUGUGAGCGUUAUUUUUCCUGAUGGACUCUAAAUGUGUCACUAGGAGACACUUACCAAGUGCUCAAGGAACUCGGAGUUUUCACAGCUUUGAGUUGUGAUACAGCCUGUCCCUCAGACUCAAGAUCUGUCGGUUAUAUGGUUGGGUGUUCAGUAAUUUUGCACUGUGGGAAUCGGGCUUUGUUUUCCGUCCAGGUUCACUUAUUCUCUCCUUGACUGGGGACACAAAGCAAGACAGCAAGUGAACACUUCUAUGGCUUGUUGCUUCCACACAAGUUGCCAUGUCAGCUGGAGUCCAGAUGAUGAAGGGGACAAUCAGCAGAGCACCACAGGGAGUGAAGGGGGCAUGGCAGGGGAUGGCACCCCUCCCCCCAAGCGUAAGGGCAAGUUCUCUACCCUGGGGAAAAUCUUCAAACCCUGGAAGUGGAGGAAGAAGAAAAGCAGCGAGAAGUUUAAGGAAACUUCAGAAGUUUUGGAAAGAAAGAUGUCGAUGAGAAGACCCAGGCAGGAACUGAUUGAGCAGGGAGUGCUCAAGGAGCUUCCUGAGAAUGAAGCAGGAGAGGCCCAUGGUCAUAAGACACAUUAUGUGAAGAAUGGUCAUACACUACCUGUAGGAGGCAGUGGAGUUGGUCUGGGGCUGGAGCAGGUUUACUCACCCUCCGAAUCAGAAUUCAGGGUCAACCCUGUCUGGCUACCACAGCUCGACGACCGCAGAGUUCAUGUCCCCUCCAAUGGGGAUCAGCACGGGGCACUGGGCCUCCGGGCCCCCAGCCAGGAUGAAGGCAGGAGAAGUGGCUGGGCUCCUGGGACAGAGGACUGGAAAUCGAAUAUGGCCUGGCAAGGCGAUGAUGGCAGACGUGGAGGAAGACCACAUGUUGAUGUGGACAAGAGGCCUGGGCUCAAUAAAGCACCAUCUGAGGAUGGGCGUAGGACUCGCCCUGAGCCAGACUGGAAGCCCACGCUCCCCCGCCACUCAUCCGUCGAGGUGGAAAGGGGAAGACGAGAGUCUGACAGCAAUCAAUACGUUCCCAACUCAGAGGUUCUGAGAGACACUCUUCGAGAGCCUCUGCCUCCCAAACAGUCCAUCAUGCCUCCAAAAUGGCUAAUGACCUCUACCCCAGAACCCGGUGCUGACAGUUUGCCGCGCACCCCUGUUCACAACCCUGCAGCUGCUUUCUCCUCUUCCUCUGCUGCCUCCAACUCCUCCUCAGCUGUCUGCACGGCCGGAAAAACCCUACGAAGUGUGUCCUCAGCUGGCGCCAACACGCAGGUGUCCAGCGGCGGGCCCCUCACCACUUACUCAGGACCAUCCUCUAUGGGCACUGGCCCAACUAAACAGCCCCCACUCCCUCCACCCAAGCCAAUCAACCGUAGCAGUAACCCUGCCUUGUUGGCCUCCACCCUUCACGGGGGUGACGGCAGUGAUUUCCCUCUCUACUGGUCCUGCUGGAAGCGUGAGGGUGAGGGUGACUAUGACGUCUACCUGUCCCUGCCUGUCUACCUCUGCCGAUGGGCAGGAGGCAUGCACACAGCUGAACUCACACAAGGAGGCACCAGUCUAGUACCGGCCAAGCCAUCACCACCCAUGCCCCCAAAGAGGACCACACCCGUCACCAAACGCAACAUGGAGGACUCCCCACUAACCAUAUCCUCUCUUCCCUCCAUGCUGUCGGAGGAUAUGAGGGCCAACAUUCCCGGGGGCUACCAGCUGCCCCCGCCUCCCCCAUCCCCACCUCUCCCAACUCAUAUCCCCUCAUCCCCUCCACGGGCCCACACCCAUCAUCUCCUCCACCAACACUCCUACCCUUACCCCCUGCCCCAGCCACUGCCUGUCCACUUUGACCCUCCAAGCCCGCCAAAGGAACCGUCUGCCCGUCAAGCACCCGUUCCCUUACACAUCAUGAUCCAGAGGGCUCUGAGUAGCCCUGGACCCCCCCUCCCACACCCCGACAGCUCCCAGCGCGCCCACUCGCUGCUGUUCGAGACACCGCCCGAAUACCAAGGUGGCCGCCCACUGCCAGUCACCAUCCAGCCUCUCAAACUGGAUGAGGAUGACUACUCUGAUGAAGACGAGGAGGAUGACGAUGAAGAAGAGCCACCUCCUGAUCACCUCCCAUUCCCAUAUUCCCAGCCAGAGCUCGAGCCUCGUAGCCGCAGGUGCCUUGUGGGGGAUCUGAGCGUCAGCGUCAUACCUGAAGGAAAUGACAGCAGUGAGGAAGAGGAGGAUGAGGAAGAUCAUCAGCCAGAGGAGAGUGACUCAGAUGGGCCUGUGCUCUACAAAGAUGAUGAAUCGGAUGAAGACGAUGAAGAUGACAGUCCACCAAAUGCUCUGGCCAGCAGGGUGAAGAGGAAGGACACAUUGGCGCUGAAACUAAGCAGUCGGCCCUCUGCCCCAGACAGACAGGCUCCCGAGAGGCAGGCCAAAGUGGAGCACACGGGUCUGUCGUGGCAGAGCAAGGAGCAGUGGGAGGCCAUCCGCGCACAGAUUGGUACCGCACUCACGCGACGAUUGAGCCAGAGACCUACUGCUGAGGAAUUGAAACAGAGAAACAUACUCCAGCCCAAAAAUGAAGCAGACAGACAAGCAGAGGUCAGGGAGAUCAAGCGCAGACUUACCAGAAAGUUGAGCGAACGGCCUACAGUGGCCGAACUACAGGCCAGAAAAAUUUUACGUUUCCACGAGUAUGUGGAAGUCACAUGUGCCCAGGACUAUGACCGCCGUGCUGACAAGCCAUGGACCAAACUCACUCCUGCAGACAAGGCUGCUAUUCGUAAAGAGCUCAAUGAGUUUAAGAGCUCUGAGAUGGAAGUGCAUGAGGAGAGCCGAAUUUACACAAGAUUCCAUCGUCCUUAACAUCAUCUUUUACCUGAAAAUGAAGCACUUAAAGGCCGGUGGAUAUGGAGAAGCAAUUUUUCUGUUGAGGAGACUCAGGGUGUCCGAGCUCCCCUACAAACUGCUUUUAAUAGUAAUGAAUGUACUUCUUCCAAUGCACAGGUACACCUGGAGCAUUAAAAAUAAAAAACGAACAAAAAUAUGGACCGUUCCUCAGUCCUCCACCCACUGACAACCUCUCAGUGUGUGAGAGGUGACCUUUGGGGGACAGAUGCAGUAUUUCUCCUGGACUUUAGGGGACCCAUGUGCCAAGACAGAGAGGUGAUGAAGGACUUAUUAUAGAGGAUGUGUGGAGUGUUACUUGUGCCAGUGGCAAGCAUCGCUAUAGACACUCCUCAAAAACUGAUCUCAUUCACAGAUAUGCCACUUUUCUCUCUGAAUGGCCUUUUUUCUGCUUUUACUGCAUAUGACAAACUUUAUUUCCUUUCAGGGAAGUGUAGCAAAGUUAAAAAAAUAAUAGUAAUAAUAAUGUGACAAUAAUAAAAACAGUAAUUCUACAGUAAGAGUUAGUUACUGAGUAUAGCAGGGCAGAGGUGUGGACUGAAGAACUGCAAGAUAAGGCCUGAGCCUGGAGGUUCAUUUGUGUGUUUGUCUAUGUUUGUAUAGGCUGCUGUACUUAGUCUGAUUUUUUGGAACGUUGAAAAUGUUAGAAACUGUAAGGCUCAAGAUUUUUUUUUUUCUCUCUCUCUCGUUAUUUUGGCCAUCUUUAAUUCAAAACUUUAUCAUAUUCUUCCCCACAUAUUGGGUCUCACUGUUUGAGCAUUCAUUUAUUAUAGAAAAGAAGAUAGGAUUAAUUGUAUUUCUUAAUAGGUUGUAAACAUUUCUUAUCACGUUAUUGAUCUACAGCAAAACCGCAUUUUCUGAUUUUUUUAAUGCCUUUUUUUUUUUUAAGUCAAGAUAUUUGUUCUCUCUAAAGUAAAAGUGAGGUCCAGAUAUUUCAGAUAGAAAAAUAGUGUCCAAAUCUUGUUUACAAAAUAUAUCAUUUCUAAAUAAAAUAAAGAUUUUCUGGUUAUUUAUGAUCCAUUUUCAAGGAGAAUGAAGAAAGUCAGGGCACGCACUGAUGCAGCUCUAAAAAUCAAGUUUUCAUGAAGUGUUUUUGACAGGGAGAUAUUGCGGCAGGAACUCGUCGAUUUUGCUUUUAUUUUACCAUGCAUUGUUUUUGGUCAGUAGAAUAAUGAAUAGCUAUUGCUCUGCUGUACAGAUCCAUUCUGCAGAUGAACUUGACUGUUUGUGUAUAUCUUGUCUUCCUUUUAUUUGGAAAAAUAUUUUAAAUAUAUUGAAACUUAUAUAGGUUACUAUUUUUUUAAGCACAAAAUUAUUUGUGUAUUAUUCAACACUACACAAAUGGGGGCAGAAUGUACCCGUUCUGUUUUAAUGUAGUGUUGUAUCUUGCUUUUUAAUUAUAUGUGAAUAUUUAGGAAUUGACAGUAAUUAUUAUUAUUAUUAUUUUUUUGUUUAGAUGUAAACACCUCUAAAUCUAAAUUAAAAUGCUUACCAAUAA